Molecule: messenger RNA, 878 nt
Organism: Macadamia integrifolia
Lineage: Eukaryota; Viridiplantae; Streptophyta; Magnoliopsida; Proteales; Proteaceae
Product: pectinesterase inhibitor 6-like
Exons: 1
Coding region: 32-736 (234 amino acids)
Biological process (GO): negative regulation of catalytic activity
Molecular function (GO): enzyme inhibitor activity
Source: RefSeq, a predicted model, not a curated record
CAAAGCCAUAUAUAGUCAAUGCAAGAGAUGCAUGCUUGCUCUUUCUAACUUCAACAAAGUAGAAGCAAUGAAUGUCUCUUUCCUUCCUUCCUUCCUUCCUUCCUUAAUUCCUUCCCUUAGGUCUCCCCCGUAUCCUAUAAUGACAGGUAUAAGAGUUUCUGUAGUUUUCUUACUCCUCACCUGUUUGACAUGGCGAGCCGUAGCUUGGUCCAAUAAAGAAGGAGAUGACUAUGUCAAAGAAGCAUGUAAUGUGACCCAUUACCAAGAUCUCUGCAUCCAUUCACUAUCACCCUUUUCUAACUCAGCCAAAAGAGACCCUCAAAAAUGGGCACGAGCUGCUGUAUCAGUCACAGUGGGUGAGGCUAAGAUGGUCACUCAGUAUUUAACCAACCAGAAGAAAGAUAGGUUUCUAAGAGGGAAUAAAGAGAGAUUAAUGGCUCUCUCAGACUGCAUUGAAUGCUUUCAGGACUCUCUGGAUAAUCUUCACAAAUCACUUGGAGAGCUAAGGAGCUUGAAUUCCAGUACCUUCGAUGGGCAGAUGGAGAAUGUUGAGACAUGGAUGAGUGCUGCUUUGACUGGGGAGGAUACCUGCUUGGAUGGCUUCAAUGGUUGUAAAGGGAAGGAAGUGAAAUAUCUCUGCAAUGAGGUUUUGAAUGUCACUUACUUGACAAGUAAUGCAUUGGCUUUAGUGGACAAGCUCGCAUCGGUUGGUGCAGUGGCCUUUACUGGUCCAUAAAAGUUUUUGCUCAAAGAAUAAAGAAAAAUAUAAUGAGAUAAAAGUAAUGAUAAAUUUACGUAUUCUCUCUCUUUCUUUUUAUUUCAUUCCAAAUAUACCCUAAACCCUCUCUUCAUUUUAGGGUUUUGUAAGAUCUUUUAUG